Messenger RNA from Sipha flava (yellow sugarcane aphid), 1919 nucleotides. RefSeq lists its product as uncharacterized. Bases 256 to 1035 code for a protein of 259 amino acids. The record is from RefSeq and is a predicted model, not a curated record. The transcript is spliced from 6 exons. NCBI's taxonomy places the organism in Eukaryota, Metazoa, Arthropoda, Insecta, Hemiptera, Aphididae.
GUUCUGAAAUUAAAAAUGCAUUUUAAUAAUUUAAAUAAUCUUUAAAUAUAUAUAUGUAUAUUAUUUUAUAGUACCUUGACCCCAUACACGUGUUAUUCUGUUACCUUAGGAAUAGAGUUGAAAUGGUGGAAAAUAAUCAAUAGCUCAUAUCAACCCUUCUUUAGUUUUUAAAUAGGCAGUGAUAUGUAUAUAUUUCAUUACAACUGAACCUUACAAUUGUAAACCUUACAAUAUGUAGAGUUUUUUUUUUACAUUAUGGAAUUUAAAAUAACUAAAUAUUCACCAAAAAAUAAAGAAGAAUUACCUCCAAUCAACAGACCUACUCGAUCAGCAACCGGUCAAAUAAUUAAGAAUCAUAUUGAAUCUAAACAACCAAUAGAGAUAAUAAAUAAAAUUGAUCCAUUGGUAUUGGCAGCUCAGUAUGAAAGAGAAAUUAAUCGAUUGAAAAUGAAUCACAAUCAAAUGUUAGAAGAACUGCAUAAAGAAUUAGAAGUAUUAAGGUCAAAAAAUCGAGACCUUUUAGAUGAAUUGAUUAUAAUGAAUGGUGGAAACUAUUGUUGCAAGCAUUUAGAAAAUUUAAGACAUGAAAUAUUAAAAUCUAAUGCGAGUGAUAAUCAAAAACAAAUAAGUGAUAUACUGUGUAAUGCUAAAAAUUAUCAGAUAUCUAUGGACACAAACAAUUAUAAAAAUUACAAUCAUAAGAAUGAACUACCAGAAUUAAUAGCUGUAGGAAACAAUUUCAUAAGUAAAGAUGACAAUGAGAAUAAAUCAAAUUUACUUUUGCAAGAUCAAUUAAAUAAAUGUAAUAAGCUUAUUGAUGUCCUUCAGAAAGAAAACAUUGAACAAAACAAUGAGCUAAAUUCAUUAAAUGCAUUAUUAAGUAAUGGAUUGAAGAUUUCUGGCGUUGGAUUGAAUAGUGGUUUAAUCAGAAAAAACAUGAAAACUAGUAAAAAAAUGAUAUCUUCAUUGUCACACUCUGCUAUUUCUUACUUUGAUAUUAUUAAUUCUGAAUCUAGAACCAGAACUAAACAAUAAAAACAUUUUCGAGCUCAAAGUAUACCAUAUCAAAGUCGAAAUCGAAGCACCUCGAAUCAACAAACUAGCACCACAAUGCUUAAAUUGCCAAAACUACGGUCACACCAGAACUUAAUGCAACAACCAUCCGAGUUGUGUCCGUUGCAGUGAAAACUACAGAACUGACACAUGUACCAAAAGUCGAGAGCUGCCUGCCAAGUGUGCGUUAUGUAAUGGAAAUUACCCAGCAAAUCAUCGUGUAUGUCUUGUUCUCAAAAACCUGCAACAAUUUCGAAAAAAAACAACUACCAAGCAAAAGAAACAUAAACAUAACUGAAGAAAACACAAAUUGUAUAAACCCAAUUCUCAAUAGUACCUCACACCCAAAUAAUUCUAAUAACAACCAAACCUAUUCUCAGGACACCCUACAAAACAAAAACCCGAUACACAGAAAUAACGAACACCAAAAACCAACAAAACGAAAACAUGAUUACCCUACUGAUCUCCUUUCUAAAUGAAUUCAAAUCCCUCAUUAACUCACUUAUCUCACUUUUAAAAACAGUCAUCGACAAAUUAAUAGUAAAAAAUGUCAAAUGUUAACAAUCAAACUCCUCCUUUAUCAAUACUACUCUGGAACGCAAGUGGAAUAACCCACAAUAAAAAUGAACAUUAACACUUACUCUACGACAAAAAAAAAUAAAUAUCGCUCAAAUUACAGAAACUUAGCUAAUACCAAAGGAACAUUUCAACAUACCAGAUUAUACAUCACAUCGAACAGAUCACCCCUAUGAAGAUCUUAAUAUCCACCAUGUUAUUACACUAAAAAAAACAAAAAAAAAAAAAAACGGUCCCUAUAUUAUCAACCCAUCAAAUUAAUUAGGAAGUACUGUUGAUAAACGGUUUUC